This is a messenger RNA of Suillus subaureus, 2217 nucleotides long. RefSeq names its product Sec1-like protein. Gene Ontology annotation, biological process: vesicle-mediated transport; intracellular protein transport. The coding region runs from base 1 to 2217 and encodes 738 amino acids. Lineage: Eukaryota; Fungi; Basidiomycota; Agaricomycetes; Boletales; Suillaceae. The record is from RefSeq and is a predicted model, not a curated record. Gene Ontology annotation, molecular function: syntaxin binding. The transcript is spliced from 14 exons. Gene Ontology annotation, cellular component: secretory granule; plasma membrane.
AUGGCCUCACUCAUCACCGCUGUUCGCUCAAAAUUGCUUCAAGCCAUCAGAUCCGUGAACCCCCCUGGACGAUGGAAGAUCCUUGUGGUGGACGAACACUCACAGAAGCUGCUAGGCUCAGUUCUCAAGCAGUUCGAUAUCCUUGAGGAGAAUGUUACCUUGAUUGAGUCGAUAUCCAGUCACCGGGAACCCCAACAGUUUGAGGCAGUGUAUCUACUCAUGCCGACUACGCAGAAUGUCAAACGCAUCAUCAAAGACUUUAGUGACGGCCGCCAGCAAUAUCUUGGGGCUCAUUUAUUCUUCGUCGAUGGGUUAUCGGAAGCCUUGUUCGAGCACUUGACGACGUCCCCUGCUGAACCGCACCUGAAAGGCCUGCAGGAUUUAUUUGUCAACUUUUGGGCGACCGAGGCGCAAACUUUCUCUCUUCAGUCACCAGGCCUGUUCUUUAAUACUUAUAGCCCACCGCGAAAUGAGGCUGCGUUCAAGUCAGCGCGAUCGAAGCUUGAGGAGGAGUUGCGGUUCGUUAGCAAGACUAUAGCAAACGUCUGCAUCACCCUCAACGAGUUCCCGUACGUUCGGUACUACAUGCCAACUCACCACACUCCCCUUGGUCCCCUCAAGCCCAACGACCAAACGCGCGCCCCUCCGCCUCCUGAAGGCAGUGGUCGAUGGCGAACCAAUCUAGCUCGCGGAGACGCUGCACGCGCGUACGAGGUUGCUGACACGGAUUUCGUUACAAAGUUGCUUGCGUUCAUGAUCCAGCAGAACCUAGACGAGUACAAGCGGAUUAAUCCGGAGUUCCCUAAAGCUUCUGAUCCUCCCCGACCCCGCGGCACUCUCAUAAUCACAGACCGAUCUAUGGAUACCAUCGCACCUUUCAUUCACGAGUUCACAUAUCAGGCUAUGUGUAAUGAUCUGCUGCAGAUAGACGACGGCACGAAAUACAUGUACAAGUUUCAGUCAUCGGUCGGAUCUUAUGAGGACAAGAUCGCCACUCUUUCCGAUGCCGACUCCGUAUGGACCACUGUCCGCCACAUGCAUAUGCGUGAAGCGAUCGACAAACUCAUGGCAGAUUUUAACAAGUUCAUGGAAGAGAAUGCAGGGUUCAAGGGGGAGGGUGCUGCCAGUCUUAAUGACAUGAAGGAUAUGCUUGCAAGUUUGCCUCAGUAUCAAGAGCAGAGAGAAAAGUUCUCGUUGCAUCUGAACAUGGCGCAGGAUUGUAUGAACCUGUUUGAGAAGCAUAAACUACCGCUGGCAGCCAACGUUGAGCAGUGUUGCGCUACUGGACUCACCGCAGAGGGGAAGACACCGAAGACUCUUGUUGAGGAAAUGGUGCCUUUGCUGGAUAGUCAAGAGGUCAUAAAUUCCAACAAAGUGCGCAUGGUCGCGCUUUACAUCCAACACCGUGAUGGUGUUCCAGGCGAGGAUCUCCGACGAUUGUAUCAACAUGCACGGCUGAGCAUGGCUGAUCAGGACGCCGUCAAUUCGUUGGUCUAUCUUGGUGUUCGCAUAAGCAGAGGACCUUCGGACAAGGAUACAAAGAAGAAACUCAAGCAGAAGACAUGCAGUGACGACGAGUAUGAGCUCUCACGGUACCGACCUCUGCUUCGGACAGUCAUAGAAGAACACUCCGCCAGCAAAUUAGACCCCACGCUCUUCCCCUACGUCAAAGAUUCCCCGACAGUUCUGUCGCCGGCUGCAAGUCUUAAACAGACAACACCCCAAACCACGUCCCUACGCAGUGCGAAGCCUAGCUGGCACAAGGCUGUUCGACCGAAUGUUCUUGCGGAGAGCAAGCAGCGUGUUAUCGUGUUUGUAGUCGGCGGGAUGACAUACUCGGAGAUUCGAGAAGCAUACUCGUUGUCGACGUCGCUAAACAAGGAUAUCUACAUAGGCUCGACGCACGCUAUUACGCCCCGUAAUUUCAUUGAUGACUUGAAAGUCAUUGAAAUUGCGGGGGUCGGCUCACGUGCUGUGCCAAACGGUGUCUCGUUGGCAGAAGCACAUCACUCAUACCAAGAGUAUUAUGAUGAGAAAUACUUCACACCAGACCCUCCUACACCUCAACGCCCCGCACUCCCUGUGCCGAAAGAUUCGAAACUUUUCGCCGGCAAGCUUGUGAAGACACCGUCGUCUACAUCAUCGGCAUCGCUGGUCGGCUCGGGUACGGUAGAAAAGGAAGAGAAGAAGAAAAAGAAGGGACUUUUCCGUUUCUGA